This is a messenger RNA of Cynoglossus semilaevis (tongue sole), 2663 nucleotides long. RefSeq names its product regulator of G protein signaling 9 binding protein. The transcript has a single exon. Lineage: Eukaryota; Metazoa; Chordata; Actinopteri; Pleuronectiformes; Cynoglossidae. The record is from RefSeq and is a predicted model, not a curated record. The coding region runs from base 903 to 1643 and encodes 246 amino acids.
CUCUAUCAAAAGCAUGACUUCCUUUCUUUAAAACCCCUAAAAAACUAAACUCAGGGUGUGCACUGACAGAUGACAGACAUUGUCAGAUUAAGGCUGUGUGAUUUUGACAUUAACGUUGAAACGCAUUGGCCAAUAGGACGCCGCUUCUCCUGUGUAAAUCUAACCAAUCAGGGCGCAGCUCAUGUGUCUCCCUGUCUGUAUCUCCGCCUGCAUCUGAAUGGGUUUGUUUUGUGCGCCCAUGUGACCACGGUAGCACUUUGUGCGCUUCAGGAAUCAUCAUCUUCAUCAUCUUCAUCACCAGCAGCAGCAGCAGCAGCAGCAGCGUCAUCAGCCAGCGGGUGCUGAAGUGGACAGCUCCUCAUACACAAACCGAAACCAAAACACAGGCUCGCAUGUCUGGCAUGUGGACGCUCUGGAGCCAUUUCUCCUACUUGACUCUGAUCUCCAUUUUUUCCCUCCUCCUGACAAACAUUGUCAUCAGUGAGACGCCGAUCUGAGCAGAGAGUCGCCGCUUGUCCAGGUAGAUGUUCUGACACCUGUGGCUGGAUUCAGACACACACAAAAACCAACAACAUUUGUUUGGAUCUCUUUGAAGUCCAUUCGCAUGCUGAUGCAGGAGAGGUCGCUCCAGCAGUGCAGUUUGAUCUGAGUGCUGAAGCUCGGAGGUAAAGCCGUUUACGGCCGCAUUAAUUUCUAAGCUGCUCUGGGCGCCUGCCCGCAGACAGGAAAGAGCAUGGAUAGAGAGGAAUUUGCUGCGUUUAGGGGAUUUGCAGCUGAGGAUGUUCUCCUGUGGAAACUAAACUAAGCACCAGUAGCCCACUGACUGUUCGCCCUUCCACUCUCCGAAAUUUGUUGUUACUUGUUUCAAACCCGACCAGGACGUCGGGAUUCCGUGAUCAAUUAUGGGGAAAGAAGAAUGCAAAACAAUGCUGGACGCUUUGAACAAAGUGACCGCCUGCUACAGACACCUGGUCAUCGCUCUGGGGAGCACCUCGGACUCCCAGAACCUGCGGGAGGAGCUGAAGAGAACUCGCAAAAAGGCCCAGGAGCUGGCCGUGGCCAACAGGACCAAGCUGACGUCGCUGCUGAAAGACAAGAGCAUCAGCAAAGACGACCGGGCCGAGUACGAGCGGCUGUGGGUGCUGUUCUCCAGCAGCAUGGAGCUCCUGGAGGUGGACAUGAAGCGCUCCCUGGAGAUAGGGCAGGAUUUCCCUCUCAAGGUUCCGACCAGGCACCUGAUCCAGACCGGCAUGACCGGCGGCACCACCGCCGUGGCCGCCCGGGCCAUGAGCGUGCAGAACAUGAAAUACGAGGCGGACAGCAACAUCGACACGGCGGAUCUCAGGGACCUGCAGAGCGAGAUCUCCCAGGUGAGCCACAUGAUGGAGGAGAUGGAGCUGAAGGUGCAGGUGGCGCCGUGGGCUGUGGAGGCGAAGCAGGAAGCGGGAGCGGAGCUCAAGUCCAACAUGAGUGUGGGCAACUCCUCCGUGGGGGUCAUCUCCAUCUGCGAGGAGGAGCCCAAGGAAGAGGAGGGUGGCGGCGGCAGGGACACGGGCUUCGCGUCGAUCUGCGCCGUGGUGGUCUUUUUUGUCAUAGUGACAGUGGCUGUGGUUCUUGGAUAUUUGGUUGUCAACAUGUCCUGAAUCCUGCACGCCACUCAUAAACAACCCCCACUGGUGAACACCCUCUGGGUCUGCCCGCUGUGGCGGCGCCUGCGUGGAGCCUCAGGUCAGACAGAAGGAGGAGAGAGAAUGACCUUUUUAAAGACAUGCUGUUUAUAUUUCUCGGAUCUGUUCAAAUAAAUGAUGGAGUCGAAGAGUUUGCACUAGAUUAUAAUGUAGAGUCAGCAGAACAGAAAGACUGGACCGAGCACCGAAAAGUAUUCUGUGGGACGAGACCACUUUUUUUUCUUUUUUUUUUUAUAGAGCACGUGGGUGGAAGAUGUGACGUUAAAUGACGGCGUGUGUCCAUCAGGAUGAUGUGAACAACACUUAAUCCACGUGGAUUAGGGGAGAAGAUCAAGUAUAAAUGUAGCCUACUGUUAAGCAUUCCACUUAAAAUGACUGAUGCUAUGAAUUUGGGAUUUUAUGCCGGAACGGUCAGAGUGUUCUCAGAACCACAGAGGUUCCAGCAGAACUGGUGUCAUAACAUUUCACAUGUUACACAACUGGACUACAUUAAAAAACACAAUCAAAAACUGUACAGUGAGGUUUUAGAGAAAGACCGGUCUUUUUACUGGAUCCAGUAAAAGCAAAGUUCAAACCAAGAGCCUGUGGGACCUGAAAAAAACAACAAAAAACCAAACAGUUUAUGUUCCUAUGCAGGAGUUUUCCUUGCGCUCUGAAUGUAUUCUGUGAACUGUGAGGAUUGUGUACAAUCUACAGCUGUGUCAGGAAAUGUACAUAUAUACCGUUGAGUAUAUUUAUUAUAAUAAAAUGUUGAAAUCCUGCUGGAAGUUUGAAGAAAUAAUUCAAGGGUUUGAAGUGUUGGUACGUUUGGUUCUGACCCAGAGCUCACGUUGGUUUAACAACCUCCAAGAUAAGAGGAUUAUAAUUAACGACCCCUAAGGUUAAAGUAGUGUUUUAAAAUGGAGGUGAAACUAUCAAAAACACUUUAACCCUUUAAUGGUUUUAGUGAAGCCCCCCCUGUGGGUAAUCCCUGCU